This is a messenger RNA of Lithohypha guttulata, 747 nucleotides long. RefSeq lists its product as uncharacterized. Lineage: Eukaryota; Fungi; Ascomycota; Eurotiomycetes; Chaetothyriales; Trichomeriaceae. The transcript is spliced from 2 exons. The record is from RefSeq and is a predicted model, not a curated record. Gene Ontology annotation, molecular function: polynucleotide 5'-phosphatase activity. Bases 1 to 747 code for a protein of 248 amino acids.
AUGAACAACAGACAGCGCUUUCGUCUCUUCGGCGCUGAUUCUGAAGUGCUGCUCAAUAGUGAUGAAUUGAAAGGUCAAAUUAGAUUUGAAAGCAACAUGACCAUGGAACAACACAAAGCUAUUUACGAAUUUCUGCAUUCCUGUGGCCACGAAAAUCACCAAGCGAAAGUUCGCGGUGAAGUCAAAGAGGACAAACAGAUACACCACACUCAGCUAAGAGAACUCGACGAGUUCUACGAGCUCACCGACGAAGGCAAAGCAGUCCUUGACCCACAACUUCGGUACUGGGUCGACCGAUCAAUCAACGCACGCCGCAAAGAAGUACGCGUCCGCCAAACCGUAGACCUCGAAAAACCAAGCAACCCCCCAAGACACAUCAUCAAAUCCCGCAUCGCCGACAAAGAAAUCUCCUGCCCCGACUACGGAUUCGACUAUCGAAUCUCUAUAUCUCUCGAAACACCCUGGGAAGGUGACAGAGACCACCUACGAGAAGUGAAAGAAUUGUCCGGUCGCAGCAAGACCCGGCAUAGCUACCGCCACCGCGAGUUCCAGGUCGAUCUGACACAGGUCUCUCACUACGACGACCCAAAGAAAGAGUAUGAAGUCGAAAUAGAAAUUGCGGCUCCGUAUCUGGCUGCGCAGAUGCAGAAAAUCUUCUUGAGGGAACCGAAUAAUUAUGAGCCGAUGAUUCAGGAUUUUGUCAGUAAUAUACAGCUGCUGUGUAAGAAUGGCACGCCGAGGAGGUGA